Pieris brassicae (large cabbage white) is the source of this 2478-nucleotide messenger RNA. RefSeq lists its product as uncharacterized. The transcript has a single exon. Bases 816 to 2051 code for a protein of 411 amino acids. The record is from RefSeq and is a predicted model, not a curated record. Lineage: Eukaryota; Metazoa; Arthropoda; Insecta; Lepidoptera; Pieridae.
CGAGAGAAUUUAUUCGUGUAAUUCGUGUCCGAGCUCUAGUGUUCAUUUUAUAGAUAAUAACGUUUGUUUAAAAUGGAACAGCAUUGAUUGCCUAGACGCACCUACUUACUUUUAAACGGCUACAUAAAUUAACUUUCAUGUAUUUAUUGUGACACGUGAAUAGGAAAUAGAACUGUGCUAUUAUGUAAUUACCUAUUUACUUUUCUUUUAACUUCAGUGUGCAUUAAGUAAACUGUAUUUGUGUCUUAUCUUAACGAUUGCUAAUCAUUUAUUUUUAAUUACUCAACAAAUAUAGUAGCUUAUUUCGGUGUACUGCGCUCUCAGCUGACACAAAUACUAUUGUUUGUAUAUUGCAAUCCAGUGUAAAGUGACUAUCGUAACAAUUAUCGCAAGCCGGCUAAGUUGCCCUAACGCAUCGUUUCUGAGACGUUUGUUUUAAUAUCCAUUAUAUAAUGAACGUUCGGUUCGACUCAGUCUGCUUUCACUCGCGAUUAAUGACGAACAUGAUUGUGUUAUUUCGUUAUUUACACAACUGUUUCGGCCGCUAAAAGAUAAAGAAACCGAAUAGUGCAGAGCUAACUCGUCGUUCGCUAUCUUAUCGGAGCCACUCUAUUGAUCAGUCAUCAUUAUAUCGCGAGGUCCGCCUUAUACGGACCGGACUACCUUUAUUGUCCAAUUUAACGUGUAGACGUGUACUCUGAUAGGCACGAUGUUACCGGUGAAGUCAUAAUGUGUGCCGUGCAAAAAUAGAAUAACAGUGUUUACAGGAAAAUAGUAUCAAUAACAAAAGUGUUGUGGUUUGUUAUCGAACGGAAAUGGCAGCUAAAUCGCCCACAACCAGCGUGAAGUCGCGCGAGAUCAUCGGUGGCGACCAGUUCAGUCAGCGGCGCGAGAUCUUUGAAAAACACAAUACUGUGUUCCUGCCCUUACCCUCUCCCGGGGCCACCACAACCAUUUAUAGAGAGGUCGAGCCCAUCAUCACAUCUAACCACGGUAAAACCACCUCUAACUUCAAACGGAACACCAGUGGAUAUUCCAGCAUGAGGGAGACCAGGACUGAUGAUCGUCCGCAAUUCGAAUUUCGAACACGAAAAUACUCCGACAAUUUCACAUCUGAACUUAACCAAAGUGACGAUGUGGACUACAGGUACAGUACUGUAGAGCGAACAAGGCGACUCUCUAAAAUGAGAAGGGAUUUUCUUAACUCCAAUCUUCACGAACCUCAUGAGAGCAACUUUGCCCGAAGUGGCGUCCGCGCAUCCAUGCCUACUGCAAACGUAACGAAAUACAAAAUAGAAAGCCCAAAAAUUCACAAGUUUCCUUUUGCCGAACCCUACAGUACUCCGACACCUGUGCGUCGAAUUCUAGUAGAUUUAGGAUCGCCAGAUACUGAAGGAACAGAAGAAAAAGAGAACCUUAGCCCAGAAACCCGCAGGAAACAUCAGAGCUUGCCGCACGACCAAGGCUCACCAAAGACAGACCGACAAAAAUUAUUUGAAGAGUUAGUCAAGCGAUAUUCGCCACAGAGAAAACCUGUGGAUUGGACUCUUCCCCCAACGAGACCUAAAGUUGUAGGAUCAGUUCCAAAGUCAACAUCCAGUGGUCCAGGAAGCAUCGACAACACAGAUGCAGAGGACAAAGAUGAAGUCUUCGAAAAUAAAGAAAGUACUGAGUCCACAAAAGUAGACGAAAUUCAACUUAAUCAGGAAAUAAAACCACAUAUCGAAAUCUUGCACAAUGGGCCUGUAACGGUAGAAGAGAUUCCAGAGGGAACACAGAAGGACGAGUCAAAGAGCUCUCUUACAGAGUUAGAAGAGAAUGACUUCGUACCAGAACUGUCUCAUUUAAAAAGACAAUUAAGUAGAGAAUCCGUGAAAAGGCCACCUAUGGACGUUAUAGUAGACUUAACCAUUCCAGCAUUGAUAGACCAGAUGACGAAAGAAGGGGAGAAGAUUGAACAUCAAAAGACCAAUGGGAAAAAAGUGAAAAGGAAACGGAGCUUCCUUGAUAAACUUCUUGGACGUAAGAAAGAUGUUAGAAGUGAGAAGUGACAAGUACUAGUAUUGCCAAAGAUAUUAGAUCGAAAUUACGAUUGGUCCAAGUAAACGUGACGUCGAUUCGUUAUCGCUAAAAAGGUAUAUAAUUUAUAAUUUUAAAAGUAUUUUCAAGAAUCAAUUAUUGGUAUAAACUAAUGAAGGUCAUACUUCCUUCCUAUCUUAAUGCUGGUGGGUUAUCAAAAUUGAUAAGUUAGUGCCAUGUGACACUCCCUAUCUGCCGAAAAAUCGUCAGCUAACCCAUUUAUAACAUAAAUGUAUAUAAUUUUAUUGUAGAGAUGUUUUAAUAUUGUUUUCCGCUAUGACUCACAGCUAUUUUUGAAAACAAUCUGUUGUUACUUAUAACGUGGUAUUAAUAAAUUAAUACGUUCCUGAAUACGGUAAUUUAGGAAAUUAUUUUGCACAAUAAAAUUAUUGUUAUUAA